Molecule: messenger RNA, 1104 nt
Organism: Yamadazyma jaroonii
Lineage: Eukaryota; Fungi; Ascomycota; Pichiomycetes; Serinales; Debaryomycetaceae
Source: the annotation of a GenBank genome assembly
AUGGCCCAAUUAGGUAGAGGAGAAGUUUUUGUAGAAAAAAAAGAUCAUUAUACCCUUAGACAAGAAGAAUUUGAUAGAACCAAGUUCAAAGACUUUAUCCCAGCUUGGGAGAACAAGAAGUUAGAACCUUUGAAAUUCUUCAAACAUAUUGAUAAAGGAAGUUUGGCAGAUCCUGCAUUUCCAAACUUAUUACCAAAGGAUCAAGACAUCAAAGUCUCAAGAAUUACGCCAAAGUUGGGUACUGAAGUCGAAGGUAUUCAAUUAUCAUCAUUGAAUGAUGAGGGUAAGAACGAGUUAGCUUUGUUGGCAGCUCAAAGAGGGUUAUUAAUCUUUAGAAAUCAAGAUUUUACUACCCAUGGUCCUCAAUUUGCUGUAGAUUAUGGUAAAUAUUAUGGUCCGUUACAUAUUCAUCCAGUUUCUGGUGCUCCUUUAGGAUUUCCUGAAAUCCAUGUUGUUUAUAGAAACAAGGAUGUUAAAUUUGGUAAUACAACUUUUGAUCAAAGAACUAAUUUGGUCUAUUGGCACAGUGAUAUUACCUAUGAAUUGCAACCUCCUGGUAUAACUUUUUUCUCGGUCUUAGAGGGUCCUGAUGCUGGAGGUGAUACUAUUUUCACCGACAGUGUUGAAGCUUAUAAAAGAUUGUCACCAGAAUUCCAAAAGUUACUUGAUGGUUUAUAUGUUGAACAUUCUAGUGUUGAGCAAGCUAAUUAUUAUAGUGAAUCUGGAGGAGUUCAAAGAAGAAAACCAGUGAAAAACAUUCAUCCUUUGGUAAGAGUUCAUCCUGUCACUGGAGAAAAAAUUCUUUUUGUCAAUCCCCAAUUCUCUCGUAAAAUCGUUGGUUUCAAACAACAAGAAAGUGAUGCUUUAUUAAAUUUCUUAUACAACCAUCUCAACAAUUCCCAUGAUAUCCAAGCGAGAGCUAAAUGGGAGCCAAAUACUGUGGUUAUUUGGGAUAAUAGAAGAGUUUUACAUUCAGCUAUUUUUGAUUGGGAUGAAACUGAGGAUGAUGUUACCAGAUUUGCUGUUAGAGUCACUCCUCAAGCUGAAAGACCAGUUGCUGAUUUAAAAGAUCUUAACAAAGAAGACGUUAACAGGUUAGCUUAG